CAAGAUCAGGCUGCUCCCUGAUGACAGAGGGAAGUCCCUCGGAAGAAACUGUGUGGCCCAAAGGAACACCCGGACUCCUAUUUGUGUGCUCACUUGUGAGUUGAGAAAUCUCGAUGACCCAAGGAAGGAUUUUCUUGCAAAACAGUGUCCUCAAAACACAAUUGUUUAUUGGCACGUCUCCCUCUCUGUGUGAGUAAGGGAUCUUUUCGCGGAGUGGCUGAGCGGUGUCAGAACAAACAAUCCUCCGGCCCCGAAGCUACUCGCCAGCACUGUUUUGCCCUCCGCCCCCCGCGCCCCCCGCAGCCCCUCCUGAGGGUGGGAGAGCUGGUCGCCCAGGCUGAAGUGUCCAGCACGCCGUGGACACGCCACCCUGCCCCCUGGGGUGCCUCGUCAUGCCACGGGCAAAAAAAGGAAAGAGAAAGGGUAGGCUGGCCUGGGUGAAGUCAUCCCAGGAAAGGUUAAUAGCUGGGUGGUGACAACUCCUCACACGACUGGAGGCAAAAUGCUGGGCAGCUGGGCUGUGCCUGCUCCCCGCCGCCUGUCACGGUCCUGGGAGUAAGAGGUGACCUAGUUAUUUUUAGAAGGAGACCGUGCUAAUAACCCGGCUCCGCGCUUCAUUCAAGGCAGGCGGUCGCUUCGGGAAUUUGUAAACACCGACUUUCUGAGUGAGGGAGGAGCGCUUUUCUCCAGAGAGGAAAGAAAAACCACUGAGGUUUUCCCCUCCUCAUGGUCAUCCCUUAGGGUGGAGAAGAAACUCUUGUAGCACGAAAAGUGUUGCAGCCUUUUCCACUUGCUGCGUAUUGUUUUUGAAGGGCAGACAUGCCUGAAGGCGAGGACUUUGGACCAGGCAAAAGCUGGGAAGUUAUCAAUUCCAAACCAGACGACAGACCCGGGCUCAGCCACUGUAUCGCAGAAUCAUGGAUGAAUUUCAGCAUAUUUCUUCAAGAAAUGUCUGUUUUUAAACAGCAAAGCCCUGGCAAGUUUUGUCUCCUGGUCUGCAGUGUGUGCACAUUUUUCACAAUCUUGGGAAGUUACAUUCCUGGGGUUAUACUCAGCUAUCUACUGUUAUUGUGUGCAUUUUUGUGUCCACUGCUUAAGUGUAAUGAUAUUGGACAAAAAAUAUACAGCAAAAUCAAGUCAUUUCUCCUGAAACUAGAUUUUGGAAUCAGAGAAUACAUUAACCAGAAGAGACGUGAGAGAUCUGAAGCAGAUAAAGAAAAAAGUCACAAAGAUGACAGUGAAUUAGACUUUUCAGCUCUUUGCCCUAAGAUUAGCCUCACUGUUGCCGCCAAGGAGUUGUCUGUGUCUGACACGGACGUGUCCGAGGUCUCCUGGACUGACAACGGGACCUUCAACCUUUCAGAAGGAUACACUCCACAGACAGACACUUCUGAUGAUCUUGACCGACCUAGUGAGGAAGUUUUCUCUCGAGACCUUUCAGAUUUUCCAUCUCUAGAAAAUGGCAUGGGAACAAAUGAUGAGGAUGAAUUAAGCCUUGGCUUGCCCACUGAGCUCAAGAGAAAAAAGGAACAGUUGGACAGCGGUCCCAGACCAAGCAAAGAGAGGCACUCAGCCGCUGGUCUCACCCUUCCUCUGAGCAGUGACCAAACCUUCCACUUGAUGAGCAACCUGGCCGGGAAUGUCAUCACCGCUGCAGUGACGGCCGCCAUCAAAGACCAGUUAGAGGGCGCGCAGCAAGUGCUGACGCAGGCUGCACCCAGCCUGGGGGAGGACACAGACACUGAGGAAGGGGAUGACUUUGAACUCCUUGACCAGUCAGAGCUCGAUCAGAUUGAGAGUGAACUGGGACUUUCACAAGACCAGGAAGCGGAAACACAGCAAAAUAAGAAGUCUUCAGGCUUCCUUUCAAAUCUACUCGGAGGCCAUUAGUCUGGGAAUCAGCUUGUAUCACAGAGCACAGAUAAACUACCAAAAAAUUUCAAACAAGCAAAAAAAAGAAAAAAGACAAAAAAAAGAAAAAAAAUCUUUUUGAACUGUGAGCUUUACUGAUUACUUUAGAAUUUUUUGGUCUCCCCCCCCCCUUCUGCAGUGAAUUAAUUGGAUAUAUAUCAGCUGACACGGAUAGAUUGAUAUUUCUGAUAGUUAUUUUUAUGUAAGGAGCAUGGAAAUGAACUUUAUAUAUGUGUGUGUAUAUAUAUGUACUUACUGUGUUGUCAGAGUUGAAUGAUAGAGGUUGUUUUUAAAGCAAAAAGAAAACACCUAAUUAUUGAGAUCCUCCCAUAAGUAUUCCUUAUUUUUUCUUCACAGUUUUUCAAGCAUGCAAAAACAGUUUAUUGUAACUCAUUGAAAUAUUAACAAUUAAUUGCGAAUACAUGCUAUAUCGGCUCCUUUGUUCCUAAUACCAGAGAAAAAUUGUGGUAGAUUUUGACGUAAAAAGACAAAAAUUAUCAUCAAGUUCUCUUUGGCUGAAAGAUUUGGAAGAUACUCUUAAAUUUAAUUUGCUAGGAAAACAUUUAAAAGUAUAUCUAACUCCUUUGGGUAGGCGGAUACAUUUCCAUGUCAUUUCUGCAGUUAUAGACUUUGAGCUUCCGUGUCAAUGGCAUGCUCCAUUGACUGCCAGCUCUCGUCUUGCAGUGGGUGAUAUUAACCCAUAGAAGGCAAGUAAUUCUAUCUCACGUAGACGGAAGUUUUGGUAUAAACAGAGAUGGGGCCGUGCUGUUCAGUUGUCAUCUAUUUGUAAUAGGGAUGUUGUGAGUACCUGCCUAGAACUAGGUUCAACCCUCACCUUUCAUAUUAUGGGAAAAUGUCUCUUAAAGUUGUGAAACUAGUUCCUGGUAUGUUCUAUGAGUGUCAUCAGCAGUAGAGAAACAGUAACUGUUUUCAUAGUCUGUAUCCAUUCUCCUGCAGGGGAGCAACUUGCCUGGCUUUCAGGUGCAUUUCUUUGCCAUUGAAAUCUAAAUCUGUCAUCUGUUUCUUCUGAGGAAGCUAGAACUUAUUUUUCCUUUAUGUUAAACUUUCUUGGUCACUUUUAAAUAACCAAAUUUGACUUAGGUUUUGAACAAAAGACUAAAGAGCAGAAAUCAAACUAAUUUUUGUGUUUGUGAUAGAAACUUUUAAUAGCCUUGAGGGACCAUGUCAGCCACUACCAACCAUCCCUUCAAUCUUCAGGUACAGCUGGCAUUUUGACAGAGGCAUGCUGACAUCUGAGACCCUCAGAAAGGAAGGAUAAUCCAAGAACAUAGGAAUCUGUGACCCCUCCCUUUACUUUAUCCCUUUCCUUAACUGUCUAAAGACUAGUCAGAUGGGUCGUCUGACAUUUUAAUGUAGCAUCUCAUAUUUAUUUUUUCUUUCUGAGGUAUUAAAACAUCUAGACUGAAUUUUGCCAAAUGUUAAAGGGAGAGAAGUUACUGAAGGCUCUGCAUACUUGCUUUUUGUGAUUGACGAUGCUUCUGUGUCAUUAGUGCCUCAUGACUGUGUUUGAUGUCCUUUAUUGAUAUGAAGUGAGUCUGUGCCUUCAUCAUCUUGCCCAUUUUGGUACAAAUGAAAAACCUGGUGUUAGAUCUAUGAACUGUAUGGGUUCGGGAGGAACAUACCUGAAUUCUAUUCAGUAAGAGUUUCUGGACAUGAAGAAAAAAUACAGUCACAUAUUU
Molecule: messenger RNA, 3611 nt
Organism: Sus scrofa (pig)
Lineage: Eukaryota; Metazoa; Chordata; Mammalia; Artiodactyla; Suidae
Gene: RETREG1
Product: reticulophagy regulator 1
Biological process (GO): reticulophagy; negative regulation of neuron apoptotic process
Cellular component (GO): endoplasmic reticulum membrane
Source: RefSeq, a predicted model, not a curated record